AUGGAGGAAUCCAAACCCGUGCCUCAAAGCAGAAAGAGGCAUCUUCAACAUGAGAUUCAGGAUUCUCCCUACUACAAGAUGCGAGGACUUCUCAAAGACCUUCGCCCCCAUUUCAUUGAGGUGCUCAAGACUCAUGACUUUCGAAAUUGCAAAGCAGCUGAUGAUAUCCGUCAAGGGAUGAAGCUUCUGAUGGAACUAUACCAAGAAAAGACAGAAAACUCCGUUCAGCUGAAAAAAUGUAGCAACGGCGAUGUUGGUGAUGCCAAGAAAGCAGAGGAGCAUCAACAAGAUGCUGACAAUCCUUUGGUGGACGAUGUUACGUCUGUCCUACCUCCAGAUAGUCAGGUACAAGCAACGUACAUUGUUGGGGGUUCUGCUUUUGGGUGGAACUUCAUAACAUACAAUAGCAGCAAAGCAGUCUACUACGGUCUAACAAAGGAGGCUUUUCGAGUUCUAAAUCCCCUAGUCUAA
Messenger RNA from Salvia splendens (bonfire salvia), 471 nucleotides. RefSeq lists its product as uncharacterized. Bases 1 to 471 code for a protein of 156 amino acids. The transcript has a single exon. The record is from RefSeq and is a predicted model, not a curated record. Lineage: Eukaryota; Viridiplantae; Streptophyta; Magnoliopsida; Lamiales; Lamiaceae.